Molecule: messenger RNA, 3882 nt
Organism: Erigeron canadensis
Lineage: Eukaryota; Viridiplantae; Streptophyta; Magnoliopsida; Asterales; Asteraceae
Product: auxin response factor 19-like
Exons: 14
Coding region: 425-3490 (1021 amino acids)
Biological process (GO): response to hormone; regulation of DNA-templated transcription
Cellular component (GO): nucleus
Molecular function (GO): DNA binding; protein binding
Source: RefSeq, a predicted model, not a curated record
AUUGAGAGAGAGAUAGAGAGAGAAAGGAGUGUGGGGGCAAAGGUGCAGCGUUUGGUCUCUGCAAUACUCAGCAAACACUCCUUUUUUAAAGUGUCUCCGGUCUUCUUCUUGUCCCCCUCUUCUCUCUUCCUCCUUUUCCGGCUGUCUUUUUUUUUUCUUUUUCUUUUUUUCUGUUUCACCUUUUUAAAUUUUUUUUUUACAUUUUUAUUUUUCUCCCUUUACACCGUUUCAUUUUUCCGGCGCCGGAAAGAAAACAACAUUUCAAAUCAACACACACAAUAUUACAGUUUAACUAAAAAACAUUCAUUCAUUCAUUUCAUGAUCUACUGCUGUUACUGAAAUCUGAUAUCAUGUGUUAGCUUCUAGUUUUUAAAAUUUUUUUUUUUUUCUCAUUUUGAAGUCAUUUGAUCAGUUUUCUUCAGCAAUGAAGAAUACCGGAUCUAAUUUAACCUCCGUGAAUGUUGACGAAGGUGGAGAGAAAAAGAGUGUAAUAAAUCCAGAGUUAUGGCAAACAUGUGCUGGACCAUUAGUGAACUUACCUGCUGCCGGAACUCACGUUGUUUAUUUUCCUCAAGGCCACAGCGAACAGGUUGCGGCAUCUAUGAAGAAGGACGUUGAUUCUCAAAUUCCAAACUAUCCAAAUCUCCAAUCAAAGCUAUUAUGCUUACUUCAUAAUGUCACAUUGCAUGCUGACCCAGAAACAGAUGAAGUUUAUGCUCAGAUGACACUGCAACCCGUUUCUUCGUUUGAUAAAGAAGCUUUAUUGAGGUCAGAUCUUUCAACAAAAAUGAAUAAGCCACAAACACAGUUUUUCUGCAAAACGUUGACUGCAAGUGACACAAGCACCCAUGGUGGAUUCUCUGUACCUCGUCGGGCAGCAGAAAAGAUCUUCCCCCCUCUGGAUUUUUCAAUGCAACCACCUGCACAAGAACUUGUAGCAAGGGAUUUACAUGAUACCCAAUGGACGUUUCGUCAUAUAUAUCGUGGGCAACCAAAACGGCACUUGCUCACAACUGGUUGGAGCCUUUUUGUUAGCGGAAAGAGGCUUUUUGCUGGGGACUCGGUCUUGUUUAUUAGGGAUGAAAAUCAGCAGCUGCUACUGGGUAUCAGACGAGCUAACAGACAGCCAACCAAUUUAUCUUCGUCAGUUUUAUCGAGUGAUAGCAUGCACAUUGGGAUUUUGGCUGCAGCUGCCCAUGCAGCUGCAAACAACAGCCCUUUCACUGUCUUUUAUAAUCCAAGGGCUAGUCCGUCAGAAUUUGUCAUCCCGUUAGCCAAGUACUAUAAAGCUGUUUGCAGUAACCAAAUAUCUCUUGGCAUGCGCUUCCGGAUGAUGUUUGAAACCGAAGAGUCGGGAACAAGAAGGUAUAUGGGUACAAUUACAGGUAUCAGUGAUCUUGAUGCUGUUAGAUGGAAGAACUCGCAAUGGCGAAACCUGCAGGUUGGAUGGGAUGAGUCGACUGGUGGUGAAAGGCGUACCCGUGUUUCAGUUUGGGAGAUUGAACCCGUCACAGCUCCUUUUUUUAUUUGCCCAACACCUCCUUUUUACCGGCCAAAGCGUCCAAGGCUACCCGGAAUGCCAGAUGAUGAAUCUGCUGACCUAGACAAUUUAUUCAAGAGAACCAUGCCUUGGCUCGGUGAAGAUCUUCCCACUAAAGAUCCCGGUUUAAGCUUAGUCCAGUGGAUGAACAUGCAGCAAAGCUCCUCACUGUCUAACCCGUUACAACCAAAUUACUCGAACUCGUUAUCUGGAUCCGUUUUGCAAAAUUAUGGGAUGCCACAAAUGCUUACUCAAAACAACUUGCAAUUUAGUAGUUCAAGGUCAACACAGUUUGAUCAACUUCAAAAGCUACCACAGUCUACCACCAUGAGCCCAUUAGUCUCGAUGAUGCAGCCUCAACAACUGUUGAAUGAUCCAAGUCAGCAACUUAUUAGACAAAAUUCGAUCAAUCAAACGCUUCCUCAAAACCAAAUGCAGUCCCAAAGUCAUCCUCAGAAUGUGAUGCAGCAGCAGUCUUCAAUGCAGAAUCAUCACCUCUACAGAAAUCUUCAACAGCAGCAGGCAAUGGGAGCGAGUCAAAGUCAUAUUCAAACUCAAAGUCAAAGUCAACAGAAUAGCUUGUUACCACCUCAGUUUUCGGAUCAACAAAUUAGUCAACAAUUACAGAUGCCCGAUAACCAAAUUCCUCUUCAACUUCUACAGAAGUUUCAUCAGCAGCAACAAUCAUUAUUGGCUCAGCAAUCUGCGCCACAGCAGCCACACGAUCAGCAGAAAUCAAUGCUGGAUGCAGGUCAAAGUUUAUCGAGGUCAAUGUCAACAAGUCAAACAAUGGACACCAGUCAAACAGCAGUCACACCCCAGUCUCAACAUAUGUCAAGAAACAAUAGCCAGGCAAGUCUUCGGUUUUCUCAUCUCUCCCAGCAACCAAAACUUCAUCCUACCAAUCAGAUUUCAACAAAUGGCAGCAGCUUAUUGACCGGGGCUGCAGGUAUUGGUCAAUCUGGGAUCACGGAUGAUGUCCCAUCGUGUUCCACCUCUCCUUCCACAAAUAAUUGCCCAAACAUGGUUUCAUCAAUGACUAAUACAACACAUGUAAUUAAUAAUGGUGUAGAAAGUCAAACUAUAUCAGCAAAUGUCAACUCUGCUAAAGGUUCUCCUUUGGUCAACGUCUCGAAAAGUCACAGUCAGGGAUUUUUGGCGCCCAUGACAUAUUUGAACAACAUGAACGGAGCGCAGAUGGAUUUCUUGGAUAGUUCAUCAUCAGCCACUUCAGUUUGCGUUCCUCAAAACGAUAUUCAUGUACAAAAUCAAAACCAUAAUCAAUUGUCUUCCAAUUCACAGCCAGCAAUUCAAGAUGAUGAAGUUCAAAAUGUUCCAUUUGGGGUCAAUAUUACUAACCAUAUGGGAAUGCCAUCGAUGAUUCUUGACCCUUUGUCCACAAAAAGUAUGGUGGGACCCAGUAAGGAUUUUCAAAAUGAUCUCAGCCCAGAAGGCAUAAUACAGCCUGAACUCUCUUCAUCAAUGGUUUCUCAGUCGUUUGGAGUUCCUGACAUGCCCUUCAACCCUAUCGACUCCAACUUAAGCGACAGCGCUUUGUUGAGCAAUGAUGUGUGGGCUCCGCCUCCGCAACAGUUUCAACGAUUGCGGACAUAUACCAAGGUUUACAAGCGUGGAGCAGUUGGAAGAUCUAUUGAUAUUUCUGCUUACACGGGUUAUGAGGGUCUGAAACAAGACCUGGCUCGAAGGUUUGGUAUAGAGGGUCAACUAGAGGAUCGGCAACGAGUUGGCUGGAAACUUGUAUAUGUGGAUCAUGAGAAUGAUGUUCUUCUAGUUGGAGAUGACCCUUGGGAGGAGUUUGUGAGCUGUGUUCGGUGCAUCAAAAUCUUGUCACCACAGGAAGUCCAGCAGAUGAGUUUGGAUGGAGAUUUUGGUGGGAACAGUGUUCUUCAAAACCAGGCUUGCAGCAGUUCUGAUGGAGGAAAUGUUUAAAAUAUAAUCGUCUAACUUUUAGUUAGGAAUUUGUUCUUACAUAGCCAACUUUGGGAUCCUGUGUUUUGGCAGUUAUAUAGCCAUAGAAGGGUGGUCUCCUUUCCAAACAUCUCAAAAGCAUCUUAAGGCUGAAUCCUGAGAAAUGGAGGGAAGAGAAUGGUAACUUUUUAUUCUUGGUUUAGAAGUUAAGUUUGACAAUUCUAAAAGACAAUGGCGUCAAGAUGAUGAAUAGUUUUAUAAAGUUGUAUCAUUUAGGUAGAGCAUUGAAAGUGUAUAGAUGUGCCUCGUAAAUGAGAACUGCUCAAUGCUUUUCGAGUUUUUGUUAUCCAUAACUGUCUUGUAUUGUAUAACAAUGACCACGAUACGAUACGUUUUAUUAGGUGACUUGUUUA